Molecule: messenger RNA, 1572 nt
Organism: Fusarium mangiferae
Lineage: Eukaryota; Fungi; Ascomycota; Sordariomycetes; Hypocreales; Nectriaceae
Exons: 3
Coding region: 1-1572 (523 amino acids)
Biological process (GO): transmembrane transport
Cellular component (GO): membrane
Molecular function (GO): transmembrane transporter activity
Source: RefSeq, a predicted model, not a curated record
AUGGCGACUGUCACUGCUGAACGGACAGAUACAGCUGAGACUGUGACAUAUCCUCCUCAAACAGGCAUCUUUAAACAUAUCUCCAAAGCGAUACCUUAUUUUCGCAAUCCUAGACAUGUCUUGAUUCUCAAGCUUGACUGUCUUCUUCUGACAUGGACUUUCAUCGCUGGUAUCAUGAAGGAGAUGGAUCAGUCGGCAACGACACAGGCUUACGUUUCAGGAAUGCGAGAAGCUUUGGGUCUGUACGGCAAUGAGUUGGUCUUUUUCAACACCUACUUCUCUAUCGGAUAUGCUAUUGGACUUGUUCCUGGACAAUUGGCUCAGACGAGGGUCCGUCCAUCUCUGUUUCUACCAACUUGUGAGAUUAUUUGGGGUCUCUUCGUCAUCGUCACCUGCAAAGCCCAAAACGCAACAACCGUCUACGCCCUCCGCUUCUUCCUCGGCCUCUUCUCAGCCGUCUUCUGGCCCAGCGUCGUCUCCCUCAUCUUCAACUGGUACACCCCCAAAGAACUCGCCUUCCGAAUCGCCUGCUUCAACGUCUCCGACGUCGCGGGAGCCAUGUUUCUCGGUGCCCUCCAAGCCGCUCUGUACCGUAACCUAAACGGUGCUCACGGAAUCGCCGGCUGGCAGUGGCUGUUUAUCGUUUCAGGCGUCAUCACCAUCGCCCAGGGAAUUGUUGGCUUCUUCAUCAUUCCUGAUACCCCCGCGUACACGCGUGCCAAGUGGUUGACGGAGGAUGAGAAGAAGUUAUCUCGUGAACGAAUGGCGGGUUUUGGCGCAAAUACGUCGAAGCUUAUCCCUCCAGCUGUUCUGAAGCAGAAGCUGCGCAAGUUGAUCGUUCAUCCUGUGACGUACUUCUUCCUCGUUGCUUUUGCUCUGAGUGCUUGGGCACAUCGCGCAACUUCCUACUUUGUCCUUUACAUCGAGAGUCUCAAAGACGAAGCUGGUAAUCGUAUGUACAGCACAUACCAGGUCAACGUCCUUCCUCUGGGAGGUUAUGCUCUGCAGAUUGUUUCCAAUCUUAUCCUGAACGGCUUGUCCGAUUGGAAACAUUGGAGAUGGCAGAUCAGUACUGGAUCUACGUUCUCGUUUGGUGUCUUGCUUUGCGUUCUUUGUGCUUGGCCUUCAGAUCAAAAGGUCGUUAUGGCAUUCUACUUCAUGACCUAUGCCGCCAACGCUGGCGCUCCAUCGCUGAUGGCGUGGUUUGCAGAACUUUUGCGAAAAGAGCCUGAAGCGAGAGCAAUUAUCGUUGCGAUCACAGUUAUGAUUGUGUAUAUCGGCCAUGCAACGAUUCCACUUCGUGCUUUCAGAGUUGCCGACGCACCACAGUAUCCUAUUGGAUUUCCACUGGCUACAGCGAUGUCUUUCGCCUCGGUUUUUGUCCAGCUUGGUCUGCUAUGGUGGGCACGUAGAAACCCCCAGCUUGUCAAGGGUGGUUAUGAGGGGACUACGAUCGACUCGAGAGUGUCUGAUGAGGAAAGCUCUGGAAGCAUUGGCGAUGGAGCAAGUGACCGAGAGGGAGGACAUGGAGAGAAGACUGCAGAUCCAGUGGUUUCUAAGGUCAACCAGUAG